UUCUGUAUUGAAAACCAGUAGCGGCGUGACGGCGUCGAUGCUUUAUACAUUCACAUUUAAAGAUGGAGGAUGUUUCUACAGUUGUUGUCGUGUUACUGGCGUUGUGUCAUACUGGUCUAGCCAUAAGAUGCUACUCAUGUACAGUUCCUCCAUAUCCAGGAGCGGAUCUUCAUACAAAUAAACGCAACAUCUGUCCAGACAUUAGUUGUCCGGGACCAAAGGAGGAACAAGUAUGUGUGAAGAUUACUGAUAACAGAGGAAGCGAAGAGGUCAUCGUAAGAGGGUGCCUUUGGGACCUCAGAUCAAGUAACUGGGCUCCUCUGCUCCCUGGAGAUGUAUUUACAGGAUGCCGGAAACCAGCUGUCGAUAAAUACCUAACGCCUAAUGACUACUAUCUGAACGUGUACAAGCAACCACACGAAUCCAUAGACUUCUGCUUCUGCAAUGACUGGAUAUGGUGCAAUGGCGCACCACAACUGGUGAAGUCGGCCAUCCUGCCUGGUUUACUAUUGGCUUUGUCGCUGUGGCAUUUAUUGUACGCAUGAUGUUAGAUCAUGUCUUUUGGGUGUACAAUCCCUAAUAACAGUGAGUUUUAGGAAUCUCAAUAAUUUGUGGUCCCUUCCAAUGUCGUUUGGACACCAUUGUUGUGUAUACAUGUGUACAUUCCUGUACAGUCACUAUCAAAGAUAGAAGCAUGUCAUUGCAUUUGGUAAAACAACACAAAUGUGUCAUUCAUACCUGGACAUCUGGUAGAAAGAUUUUUAUGCUGAGAUGUUUCUCAUUAACCUGAACAACUAAUGUUCCAACGUGUUUUUUAUUAUACUGCUGUCAGUGUGUUUGGUAGCUAUCAAUUGAAACUUGAUUAUUCAGUAUAUAUUAUGAUUGCGUCUUUAGAAAUCAAGCUGAACUACUAGGUACUACAGGUAUAAAUCCAUAAGACUGGAUGUCCAUUUGCAAAUUUUUGGCUUUUACCAACUUUCAAUCGCUCAUCUAAAUUCGUCAAUGUUUUUAUAUGUACGUGAAAGUCUCUCUCCCUCUAUAUUACAGUCAUGCAUCAUUUGGACACGUACGCAUUUUAUAUUCACGUGGUUUGUGCAAUUAACUAUUCUUUACUUUUAAGAAUACUCAUUUAUGGAAUCUCGUGUUACAAUCAAUUUCCAUCAUUUACAUUAAGUUUAUUUGGUAGUCUACACAUUGGAACCGUCAAUUACAGUACUGAUCAUGUACGUUGUAGGAGAAUGAAAAAUGCUUUUCCAAUACGUUAUUAACCUGUGUACAUGAGAUGGCAAAGCAAGUACGUAUAAGCAAAAUGCAACGAGAAUUUGUGUGUGCAGUUGUGUCUAUAAGGCCACUAUAAGGUAAGAACUCAUUUGGAUAUAGCAUAUGUGUAUCAACCUCUAAUAGUUUAGACAUUUAGGUAAAAUGGCAAAAGAGUUUUUAACAUAAUUAUCCUGUAGCAUUAGCUAUAGUGUGUGGGGCGAGGUGUUUGGUGUGGGUAGUAGACAGAGGGCAUGUCACAUUUAUACAUUGUGAGUUAUCGGUUUUCAGAAGAUGAGCAGUAUUUUUCACAUUGUUAGAAGAAUAACAGUAGGGUUUCUUGUGUCUCCUGUUAUAUCUACACGUUUAUGUAAUCAUGUAAAGCGGGCAUUGUGAUUAGCACAGCUGCUCGUUCUGUUUUAGUGCGUCCGCUAUGAAUUUCGGUAUAUAUAUCUGCAUUUAAGUGUUUUUACGGUGUCUGCUGCUACAUUCACAUGUAAAUAAAAUACUUUUUUUAAACUUUUACACGAUUUUGUAUGGUACGGUUAACUGUAUUAUCCUUCACAUUGUAUUUUCACCAUUAAACAAAUAUGUGUAUUAAA
This is a messenger RNA of Priapulus caudatus, 1859 nucleotides long. RefSeq lists its product as uncharacterized. The transcript has 4 exons. Gene Ontology annotation, biological process: sleep; positive regulation of voltage-gated potassium channel activity; regulation of synaptic transmission, cholinergic. Bases 63 to 545 code for a protein of 160 amino acids. NCBI's taxonomy places the organism in Eukaryota, Metazoa, Priapulida, Priapulimorpha, Priapulimorphida, Priapulidae. The record is from RefSeq and is a predicted model, not a curated record.